Striga asiatica is the source of this 1203-nucleotide messenger RNA. The record is from the annotation of a GenBank genome assembly. Lineage: Eukaryota; Viridiplantae; Streptophyta; Magnoliopsida; Lamiales; Orobanchaceae.
UUUCGAUCGGUUGGGCUGAUUGGGCUGAUGAGUCAAGUCCAAUAAAGAGAGCCAAUAAAUUAGGGUUUAAAUCGAUCUGUCUGUGCCUGCUUCUCUCUUUUUCCUUCCUGAACAGUUCAGCGCUCCCGAUACAGAGAAAUGGCAAUCAUGUCUCUGAAUCUUAAAUCAAAAUUGAAACCCGCCGUCUUGAAUUUGUGUAGAACCUUCUCUAACGCUCCUCUCCCCAUCUGUUCAAAGGAUAAGAGCAAGUUUAUCGUGCCGCAGUUUACAGGUCCGGGAAGGUUAAAUUGCUUGCUCAUUUCGAUCGAGGAUACGGCUCAUAAAGUUGAAAAAUAUAUCAAUUAUCCAAAGCGUUUUCAUAACCCCGUUGCUAGUUGCAACGGUUUGGUGUUGUUUUUGUUCGAAGGAUCAUACAACAAAGAUACAAACACAAAAACAAGUCCAGGGGAGGCUCUAUGGAACCCCACCACCAACGAACUCAAAAUCCUUCCUCCAUCGCCCGCAACUUUGGACCCAAGAACCUUCUCUAACGCUCCUCUCCACGUCGGUUCAAAGUAUAAGAGCAAGUUUAUCGUGGCACAGCAUACAAAAACAAUAGGCCUGGGAUGCUUAAAUUACUUGGUAAUUUCGAUAGAGGAUACUGCUCACCAAGUCGAAAAAUAUAUCAAUUAUCCAAAGCUUUAUCAUAACCCUGUUGCGACUUGCAAUGGUUUGGUGUUGCUUUUGUUCGGAGGAUCAUAUGAUGAAGAUACAGACACAAAAACGAGUCCAGGUGAAGCUUUAUGGAACCCCACCACCAAUGAACUCAAAAUCCUUCCUCCAUCUCCCGCAAUCUUGGACCCAAGAGACACGUAUUCGAAGUCGAGCCACAUGUAUUUUGGUUUUGGGUUUGAUUCGACGUCUGACGACUAUAAGGUGAUAAGAUUUAUCGAAUGGAACCGUGAGGGCACUAAUCAGGUCAAUCGUGGCCACUGGUUACCUGUGAUGGCUGAACUGAACUUUCACACGAUUGGGGUGUUGUUUGACCAGCAUAUGGCUCGGGUGUUGUUUGGUCAGCUCCAGAACGUUGUCCCUGAGGCUAUGGCUCUUUGUUGCCUCCUCUGCCGGGCGACGGCCGAAAUCCAGGUUCUUCUCCGUCGGCAGCAACCCUUUUCUGGUGGCACAACUGAAUCUUCAUACGUCGCGAAAUUAGAGAAGCAGUGA